Kogia breviceps (pygmy sperm whale) is the source of this 901-nucleotide messenger RNA. RefSeq names its product C-type lectin domain family 12 member B-like. Gene Ontology annotation, cellular component: external side of plasma membrane. Lineage: Eukaryota; Metazoa; Chordata; Mammalia; Artiodactyla; Physeteridae. Gene Ontology annotation, biological process: natural killer cell inhibitory signaling pathway; negative regulation of signaling receptor activity. Gene Ontology annotation, molecular function: protein phosphatase binding; signaling receptor regulator activity. The record is from RefSeq and is a predicted model, not a curated record.
AUGCAUAGCACGGUGGAUAUUGAGACGUUAGUUACCCUUAGAGUAGAGCUUUCUUCUACAACGUCUGAAGAAGUGGCCUACGUGACACUCACAUUUCAGAAUUCUGUUGCAGCAAGAAAUAAUCGGGAUAGAAAUAACCUAAGCAAAAGAGGGUAUCCAGCUCCAUCCCCCAUAUGGCGUCUGGCUGCCCUGGGUCUGCUAACUCUUUGUCUGAUGCUGCUGAUUGGGCUGGUGACCUUGGGCAUUAUGUUUUUGCAGACAUCCAAUGAAAUUAACUCAGAUUCAGAGAGACUGAGUCAACUUCAGAAAAUCAUCCACCAGCAGCAGGAUAACUUAUCCCAGCAGCUGAGCAACUACAGGAACCUUCCCAUGGAGAAGGAAUUUCUCAAGUCACAGAUCUCCAGUCUAUUGAAGAGGCAGAGACAAAAGGCCAUCAAACUCUGUCAAGAGCUAAUCAUUCACACUUCAGACCACAAAUGUAAUCCUUGUCCUAAGACCCGGCAAUGGUACCAAAACAGCUGCCAUUAUUUUGCGACAAAUGAGGAGAAAACCUGGCCUAAUGGUAGAAAACGCUGCAUGGACAAGAACUCUAUGCUGGUGAAGAUAGAUAGCCUGGAGGAAAAGGAUUUUCUGAAGUCACAGCCAUUACCCAAGUUUCCUUUCUUCUGGUUGGGGUUAUCAUGGGACCCAUCUGGCAGAAGAUGGCUAAGGGAGGAUGGUUCUAGCCCCUCUCCAUCCUUAUUUAGUACUAACAAAUAUGCCCAGAUCAAUGGAUCCAAAGGCUGUGCUGAAUUUCAAAAAGGGAAGAUUUAUAGUUCCCACUGCAGUGCUGAAAUUUCUUGGAUUUGUGAGAAGACAGCUGCAUUCGUGAAGGUUGAAGAUUUGGAUUAAUAUGCUUCCU